This is a messenger RNA of Candidozyma duobushaemuli, 993 nucleotides long. It is a transcript of the gene RCA1, whose product is annotated as Rca1p. Gene Ontology annotation, biological process: regulation of transcription by RNA polymerase II. NCBI's taxonomy places the organism in Eukaryota, Fungi, Ascomycota, Pichiomycetes, Serinales, Metschnikowiaceae. The record is from RefSeq and is a predicted model, not a curated record. Gene Ontology annotation, molecular function: RNA polymerase II cis-regulatory region sequence-specific DNA binding; DNA-binding transcription factor activity, RNA polymerase II-specific. The coding region runs from base 1 to 993 and encodes 330 amino acids. Gene Ontology annotation, cellular component: nucleus. The transcript is spliced from 3 exons.
AUGGCGUCCGACUCUUCUCAGGUCAAGGGACCUUUACUCGACCAUGGUCAGCAGCAACAACCAGUGCCCCAUCCCCAGAACGCUGGUGAGCUGCUGGCUAGCCACGUACAGACUCUGGCAGAUAUGAAAGGCUCGAGCCUGGGCGCUUGGGGUAACCACAAUCCGUUCGACGUGAACUCCUACCCGAUCACCAACCCUCCCAUCAUUGACUCGACAUUCUUUCUACCGUACACCAACGAAGCCGGUGUCCAAAGAAGGAGGAGAAUAUCCAUUUCCAACGGUCAGAUUGGCCAGAUUAUCAACCACGAGGCCUUCUACGCCGAUGAAGACUCCUACGAGGAGAUGAAUGAUGAGCCUUUCAGAUAUGCUCAAUCGACUCACGACGGAGCUCAGACAACCCGAAUAUUGGCAACCCUGUCUUCCCAGACAACCCCUCAUUUCGUUCACAGACCACCUCCACAGCCAGUGAAGUUGGAGGAAAAAGAUCACAUCCAGGCUCCUCCACAACCACCAGGAAGCUUACCAGGCCACCCAGUACCUCUUCCACGGCAAGAGCCAGCAGGCCUGUUCAAUAGCUUAGUUCCGACCGAGGGAUCUUUGCCGGGAGAAAUUACUCCGCAGUCUGCAAUCGACGAUGUGGCCGGUGUCCCGCCCCCUAAUCACCAGCUUCUUUACAAUAAUGAAGUAAUUUAUUCGGCAGACAGAGGCCCAAUUCCGGGCACUGCGGCGUGGAAGAAGGAGCGGUUGUUGGAAAGAAACAGGGUUGCUGCGUCUAAAUGCCGCCAGCGCAAAAAACAGGCCCAACAAGAGCUUCAGAAUAACAUCUCAAAGUAUGAGAAUGAGCUGAGGAAGCAGAAAGCACGUAUAAAGAAGUAUGAAAAGCUAUUUGCCAUUUACAACAAGACAUUGAGUGAAUAUUUCAGCAAGAGAGGCAACUCGAUAGAUAGCUUACGCCGGUUCGUUGGGAAGCCUAUCGACGAUAUUGAUCUUUGA